GGAGGUCCUUGGAUGGGCAAACCACGACCCUUGGCACACCCCGAGGUAGACGAGGUACAAUACAACCUCCACCAGCGGCUGCUGAACCUGGAGCCCGUGGUACUGCAGCACUCCCUGCGCGUGUCCAAGAUGGCCCAGUGGACUACGGAGGAGAGCUACCGCAAGACGUACGAAGCUGCUGGGAGGAUAGACUCCUUGGCUGAAGACCUGGACAAGCUCGCCAAACAUGUCCGUCCGGUAGCUCCUAACUGCGUCGACUUCAAGAGGCUCAAGAAGGCAAAGCAGUAUUUCGAAAAAACCUCAGAAGACAUGUACGUUUGCACUCACUCGCUCAGCGACAUCGCGGCCUCCUUCGAGGUAGAGAUGACGGAGAAGAUAGUCGCCGCCAGAGCUCAGAUCAUGGACAUCAAACAAGCAAUGUGGUUCUGCCAAAAAUACCAACCGGAGAUUGACCAAGAGUGUCUACAACGUCUAAACAGAGAGGGUGAGCUGGUCUUGGCUAAGCUGCCAGAGAGAGCGCGCAUGGUGGAGGACAAGGCCAGGGCUGCGCGGAUGAUGGCUCUGGAGAAACAGGAGGAUUGUCUGGUCGAGGCCAUCAGCGCGGCGGAGGAAUGUCACCUCGAGGAGACCGAGGCAAUCACGGAGUGCUACCAGAAGUCUCAGGAAGUGGAAAGCGAGAGUCAAAAAUGAGAGUUUGGGAGUGGCGAAUUCUUAGAUAGGGUUUGGGAUUGUUGGAAAGCAGAGUCGGAAACUGAUGAUGCAAGGUAGGGAUCGAUGGGAAGAUUUCUGAAGUUCAGAGUCUUUAGAGGGAUUAAAUAUAAUGAGGUAAAUUAACUACACCACUAUCAAGAAGUUUACCAAUUCUAUGACACCAAGUUUGUAUGUAGAAAUAAUUCUGAAAUUAUUCUGAAAAAUACAAUGAGUCUCAAAAUAUAAGGGAAAACGUGCCGUAUCCAAAAGCCAAUGGUCUCGGGAUUGGUGACAAACUGUAGUGUAUUGUACAGUUACUUAUACAAUGAAUCU
Molecule: messenger RNA, 1023 nt
Organism: Macrosteles quadrilineatus (aster leafhopper)
Lineage: Eukaryota; Metazoa; Arthropoda; Insecta; Hemiptera; Cicadellidae
Exons: 3
Coding region: 13-690 (225 amino acids)
Source: RefSeq, a predicted model, not a curated record